GGACCCCGGGGCCGAGCGCGGGCGGACGCCGGUGCGGACGAGGCGGUGCCGCGCCACGACUCCUCCUACGGCACCUUCGCCGGGGAGUUCUACGACCUGCGCUACCUGUCCGAGGAGGGUUACCCUUUCCCGACUGCUCCUCCCGUGGAUCCAUUUGCCAAAAUCAAAGUGGAUGACUGUGGAAAAACCAAGGGAUGCUUUAGAUAUGGCAAACCGGGCUGUAAUGCAGAGACUUGUGACUACUUCCUUAGCUACCGGAUGAUAGGGGCUGAUGUGGAGUUUGAACUGAGUGCCGACACAGAUGGCUGGGUGGCAGUUGGAUUCUCUUCAGACAAGAAGAUGGGUGGUGAUGACGUCAUGGCCUGUGUCCAUGACGACAAUGGCAGGGUCCGCAUACAGCACUUCUAUAAUGUAGGCCAGUGGGCAAAGGAGAUUCAGAGAAACCCUGCCAGAGAUGAAGAAGGAGUCUUUGAAAACAAUCGAGUCACCUGCAGAUUUAAACGCCCUGUGAACGUUCCCAGAGAUGAAACAAUUGUCGAUCUGCAUUUGAGUUGGUAUUAUUUGUUUGCUUGGGGUCCAGCCAUUCAGGGCUCUAUCACCCGACAUGAUAUAGACUCACCACCAACUUCAGAGCGUGUUGUCAGUAUUUACAAGUACGAAGACAUUUUUAUGCCAUCAGCUGCCUAUCAAACCUUCUCUUCUCCCUUUUGUUUGCUUCUCAUUGUUGCCCUGACCUUCUACUUAUUGAUGGGGACCCCGUAACCACAGCUGCAAAGCCAACAUAUCAAGUGGAUUAGAAAGUCUUUAGUAUAAUAUAUUUUUUAAAAAUAUGCAGUAUAAUUUUAGUUUUUAUUAUUUAAAAAAAGACUCCUAUGAUUUCAGCUCUUUGGAGGAAAGAGCAAGCUUCUUUUCUAAUCAAAGAAGAUUGUUUAAUAUUGAUCCCAUACUUUUGGAAAGUAGUGACUUAAAAUUUUUCUAAGCACUU
Messenger RNA from Suricata suricatta (meerkat), 985 nucleotides. It is a transcript of the gene FRRS1L, whose product is annotated as ferric chelate reductase 1 like. Lineage: Eukaryota; Metazoa; Chordata; Mammalia; Carnivora; Herpestidae. Gene Ontology annotation, biological process: regulation of glutamate receptor signaling pathway. The annotation marks the transcript as partial. The transcript has 5 exons. The record is from RefSeq and is a predicted model, not a curated record.